Molecule: messenger RNA, 1116 nt
Organism: Trypanosoma brucei brucei TREU927
Lineage: Eukaryota; Euglenozoa; Kinetoplastea; Trypanosomatida; Trypanosomatidae
Exons: 1
Coding region: 1-1116 (371 amino acids)
Source: RefSeq, a predicted model, not a curated record
AUGUUGCAGGGGGAAAUGGCUUGCCACAGCAAGACCAACAACGUGAGAGGCAGCGAUGAUUCUAGUGGCACCAACAAGUUGGACACUAGUCGUUCCCCUGAGGUGGAUUUUGGCCCACCGCCGAAGUAUGACGAUAUAUUUCAGUUUAUCGCUGAGCAUGCUGGGCGGCUUCCACGAAAUGCUUACACAGGUACAUCCCCGUACGAAUACACUGGAUGUGACUAUGCUCUCGUUCUAUACGCCAUAAUGCCCAGCAAAUGCAUUGACCUUUCCCGUCUCUGCUGGUCCACAGCACCACUUUCUUCCCAGUUGGAGGGGAACCUUGUUGCUUUUUGUGAGGGUGCUCUUGGCUUGCAGCUGAGUGACGCUCCGGUCAGUUCUCUAACGCCACACAGUUUACGUACGUCUCCGUCUUGCAUUAUGCACCACAUGAAGGUACAGCACUGGCUCUAUAACUUAUCACUGAGGUUCCCCCCUGACGAAGGCUUUGACGCGGCGACAAUUCGCAUGAAAUAUCGCCAUGCGCAACUUGGUGAGCCACAUCUAACGGCAAAGCAGUCAAUGAUUCCUGCGACUGCGUCAUCUUCGCCCCUUCCCACUCCUGAGAUGCACCUACUGCGGCCAAAUGUGUCGGGGCAGCGGAACCCUCCUUAUGCACACUGCCAGUCUUUAUGGGAGUCGCCGUUACUCGAGGUUGAGGGUUUCGCGUCCACCCGUGGGGAGGUAGCGGCGCUGGCAGCUUCUUGUGUAGAAGAUAUUAAGUCUCAGGAGAGACCACCAAAAGGUUAUGAAAGGCGCUGGAGGUCAGGCGUUCCGGAUGCCGGAGGCCCCGUAGGUGCGGGAGGCAGAGCGAGAAACGUACGGCAAGAACACGGGAAGGUCACUUCUAUGACCGUUAACUCUGUGACAUCUGGCGCUGCGAAAGGUGCACCACCCAAUAACUUGGCGGAGCAGUGGUGCGAGUCGGAGUCACGCCGGUUACAUCUGAAGGAUACUCUGCUGCGCGCUCGACGUGAGGCCCACAGCACGCUUUUUGGCGACGGGGUGAUCAAUUUUGAUAGUGUUCUUUCAAUAUUACAGGGAGGAAUUCCUGCGUUUUCGAACGCGGCGCAGUGA